CUUGUCUUCACUACCUAACAUCUUUAACCUCGAUAUCCAACCUAUCACCACCUAGAAUCCGUCUGCGCAGGACCUCGCUAGCAUUUUUCAACAGCUUCGCCUCACCUCGAAACAAAUUUCCAGCGUACUCAACCCAUCCAGCCUCCUCCGUCUUGCGCAAUGGAUUUUUGGGCUGCAGGCGACAGAGUGAGCGAGAGCGGUACUCGCCGCCACGUACCCAUCAGCAGCAUCAGAGAACCAUCUGAGCAUUUAUCUCCCAGGGCCAGUCACCGGAUCGAUACCCAACAGCCGGAAGAACGCCGAGACACGGCCUUUGCUUCCCACCCAGACAAAGACGAAGUGCGCGAGGCCUUCACUGAUAUUGACCUUGGCCCAGAGCUGGAGAAGCAGGGAGUGCCGCCUCGCCCCAGCCAGAGGGCUCUUGGGCUGGUGGCUCUGCUCAGAUACUACGACAACCAGCUUGUGCCUGAAUUGGGUGUCGGCUUACAAUUUGACUCAGUCCUGAUUGUCAUGGUCACAAUCUUCCGAAUCUCACUAAUGGGCUUCGUUGGCUCUUGCCUAAGCCAAGGUGCGUGGCUUUGGGUAUCGGAAAUCUCGCAACAGCGUUACAGCCACGAUGCGCUGCUGUCAGACUUCAGCGUCUUUGAUGGAUCGUCUCGAGGAAUACGAGGCAGCUUGCGCUUGCUCUGGCGGAUGAAGCUCAAGCAUCUUGGGUGUAUCGGUGCGCUUAUCAUCAUCCUAUCACACUGGUUUGAGACCUUCAGCCAGCAAAUGGUUCUCUUUGAGCAGCGCCCCCGAAUUCUCAACCGUGGCGUUGACUCCGGUAACACACUGGAUGUUCCCAUGGAUCCAGCGGCCGAGUUCAACAUCUUCAAGGUAGCUCCCUCCAACGGAACAUCUCAUCCAAUCACAUCGACGAAUCGGGCCUACUUUUCGGUUUUUGACAUGCUCUCCCUCGUCCAAUCUGAAGAUCAGGGAUUGUCGGUCACGGGUACCGAAUGUGCUCUGUGGUUCUGCGUCCAGAGUUUCAAGCUCCUGGUCUAUGAUGGGACGCACAAUGAGACGAUUGUGGGAAACUGGUCCACCACGGAACGUGCACAUGUCGUUGGUGGCAACCUCCAUGGCGCUGGAUAUUCCUUCAUCGGCCUGCCUGACCAUCUAAACGCUGACAACACGACGACCUACUCAGUAUCCAAUGAGGCCAUAACCGCUUUGCGAACGUUCAUGGCUGACAUAACGUCUGGAGUUGUCCGCGCCGACACAAACGUGCUGGAUUACUCGUCGGACUGGGUUGAAGCCAUGUGGAACGCAACCAAUAACCUGGGGGCCUGGAUGGAGAGCUUCACGCGAGCCAUGACGGCCGAGUUUCGCAUCAAUGGGAGACUCUCGAACGGACUGGGCGGCACCAAGGUAUAUGCUGGAUCUGCCACGCAGCUUGCCCCUUUUAUCCGAGUCCAGUGGUGGUGGAUGUUUUACCCCGGCUGCAUGCUACUGAUCAGUUUCUACUACUUUGUCCGUACCGUUGUCAUCAGUGCUCGUCAUGGAGUGUCUGCUUGGAAAGGAGAUGCGUUGCCCAUGUUGUUCGUCCGAGUCGACGACAACAUUCACGCCCACGUCGGAGAUGGCAUGGACGUGCCAGGCGGCUUAAUGGACCGAGUUGGGCAUAUCCGGAUUGCCAUGUACAGGGAUGAAGAUGGACAAUGGAGGUUCAGGUCAACCAGAGAUGACCCUAAAGAAGCCUAACCAAAACGCGAUGCUAGCCAUUGAGGCUUUCCAUCGUCAAAGUGUCUCAGCCACCACCAGCAUCGUGGCCUACACGCCUACUCGUACAAGAUUGGCGGGAAAACCUACAGAUCCUGGCUACAGCUGCCCGACUGAGAAGCUCCCUAGAAGAGUUGAAGCCGCUGUGUAAGCUCCUCUCGUAGCAUACCAGGAUAAAUGACAAAUAUUUGAGACAGCUGGGAGAAGCUGACAAGCGCGUGAUGUGAAUAAGGUGUUGGGCCUAGAAUCCAAGUCCAUGCCUCGGCCCAUUGCAAGGAUGAACAGCAACCAAGUUUUUUUUUCGAUGCGGUUUUACAGGUGCCGGACAGCUGUAGUGCCAUGCGUAACGGCAUGUCGCGCCUGGAGAUUAAGGACCGAUUUCCGUGAUAUGCCACUACAGUGUAUGCUACUAGAGAAUGCUGAGGUAGUAAUGGAAGCACCUCCUCCUUCCCUAUCGAGGAAGGAGCUCGUCAGAUUCGGUUAUCACAGCCGUCAUUGCGACUUCCUCCAGCAGAGCAGCCGACGAUUUCC
Messenger RNA from Neurospora crassa OR74A, 2292 nucleotides. RefSeq lists its product as hypothetical. The transcript is spliced from 3 exons. Lineage: Eukaryota; Fungi; Ascomycota; Sordariomycetes; Sordariales; Sordariaceae. The record is from RefSeq and is a predicted model, not a curated record. Bases 160 to 1743 code for a protein of 527 amino acids.